Molecule: messenger RNA, 525 nt
Organism: Homo sapiens (human)
Lineage: Eukaryota; Metazoa; Chordata; Mammalia; Primates; Hominidae
Gene: LY6G6D
Product: lymphocyte antigen 6 family member G6D
Exons: 3
Coding region: 9-410 (133 amino acids)
Cellular component (GO): synapse; protein-containing complex; plasma membrane
Molecular function (GO): identical protein binding; acetylcholine receptor inhibitor activity
Source: RefSeq, marked validated
AGACUGCGAUGAAACCCCAGUUUGUUGGGAUCUUGCUCAGCUCCCUGCUAGGGGCUGCCUUGGGAAACCGAAUGCGGUGCUACAACUGUGGUGGAAGCCCCAGCAGUUCUUGCAAAGAGGCCGUGACCACCUGUGGCGAGGGCAGACCCCAGCCAGGCCUGGAACAGAUCAAGCUACCUGGAAACCCCCCAGUGACCUUGAUUCACCAACAUCCAGCCUGCGUCGCAGCCCAUCAUUGCAAUCAAGUGGAGACAGAGUCGGUGGGAGACGUGACUUAUCCAGCCCACAGGGACUGCUACCUGGGAGACCUGUGCAACAGCGCCGUGGCAAGCCAUGUGGCCCCUGCAGGCAUUUUGGCUGCAGCAGCUACCGCCCUGACCUGUCUCUUGCCAGGACUGUGGAGCGGAUAGGGGGAGUAGGAGUAGAGAAGGGAACAAGGGAGCAAGGGAACAAGGGACAUCUGAACAUCUAAUGUGAGAAGAGAAACAUCCUUCUGUGAGUCAUUAAAAUCUAUGAACCACUCUA